Empidonax traillii (willow flycatcher) is the source of this 1590-nucleotide messenger RNA. It is a transcript of the gene MED30, whose product is annotated as mediator complex subunit 30. NCBI's taxonomy places the organism in Eukaryota, Metazoa, Chordata, Aves, Passeriformes, Tyrannidae. Gene Ontology annotation, molecular function: transcription coregulator activity. Gene Ontology annotation, cellular component: mediator complex. Gene Ontology annotation, biological process: positive regulation of DNA-templated transcription. Bases 318 to 857 code for a protein of 179 amino acids. The record is from RefSeq and is a predicted model, not a curated record. The transcript has 4 exons.
CUCUUGCGACGGGUCGGGGCGGUGACCGCGCUGAGGGCACGGAGGUGCGUGAGGAGCAUCCCCGGUCCCACCGCCCGGCAGGGCUGCGGUGGGUGAGGGAGCGGUGUCCGAACCGAGGGGUUGGUCCGGCUCGAGGGGUGCGGCGCUGAGCCGGCUUCGUCAGCUGAGCAGUUCUGCCUGGGAUAGGGCCGCGUGCUGAGAAAGGGAAUGGGAUAGCUGUCCUUCAGAAGUUUACUGGGAUAGAGUCAAGUACUCGAUCGUUCCAUCAUAACCUCCUCUUUUCUGCUCGUCCUAGCCGGACUGGUUGAGGCCGGGAGAUGUCGACCCCCCCUCUGGCUGGGGCGGGGAUGCCGCCGGGCGCCUUCUCGGGCACGCAGGCUCAGGCGGCCAGGGAGGUGAACACGGCUUCCCUCUGCCGCAUCGGCCAGGAGACCGUGCAGGACAUUGUGUUCCGAACCAUGGAAAUCUUCCAGUUACUGAGGAACAUGCAGUUACCAAAUGGCGUUACUUAUCAUACUGCAACAUAUCAAGACAGAUUGGGAAAGCUGCAGGAACAUCUCCGUCAGUUAUCAAUACUCUUCAGAAAACUGAGAUUGGUCUAUGACAAAUGCAAUGAAAACUGUGCUGGGCUCGAUCCUGUUCCCAUAGAACAACUUAUUCCAUAUGUUGAAGAAGAUGGCUCUAAGCAUGAUGAUCGUGGUGCUGCAAGUCAGCUUCGGUUUGCUAGUGAAGAGAGAAGGGAAAUUAUGGAAGUAAAUAAGAAACUGAAACAGAAGAAUCAGCAGCUGAAGCAGAUCAUGGAUCAGUUACGGAAUCUUAUUUGGGACAUAAAUGCCAUGUUGGCAAUGAGGAAUUGAACAAGGAAAAUCAAACGUUGUAUUUGAAGAAGAUACAAAUCUCAUUGGAUAUACUUAACUUCCUUGUAAGAAGAAACAUGUUUUCCUACAAUCAUAUUGCACUAAUGUUUGAAAAGUCUUCAAGAUUAAAAUGUUGGGUUUUUUUAAUAACUUAAAUGGUGUUGGAUUUGUUUUUAUAUAAGAUUCAUCCUACAGGUUUUGCCUGAGUGUUUCCCUUAGGCUGUACAGUGUCAGUAACUUAUAGUAAUAAUUUGGAUUGCUAUGCAAAUGAGGGGGUUUAUAAAUGAAGCGUUUCUGGAUUUUCUUUAUAAUACAAUUAACGAUUUUUAAAACGUGUUUGUAUGCCACUCUGCAGUGCAAACAGCCUCUACAGACAGGAAAAGCUGCAAGACAGGAAAGUCGCUUCAGAAAGCUACAGGGCCAAAAUCAUCAAUCAGAUACUGCAAUUCAAUAUGUUCCCCGUUGUGGGAACGUACGCUGCAGGCUAAUAUACUAUACAAGUUCAUCUCAUUCCAUAUCCUAUCAUUGGUAUAUGAUACCUUAGAUAAAUCAGGGCAAAAUCCAAAAGCUACAUAAAAAUUAUGUCCUUAUGGAUAUAAUUAGGUCUUUUUAAGGGAAGAGUAUCUUAACUUCUUUUGCAAUUGCAUGUUGUAAUUUCUUGAGUACUACUCUAGGUAUGGUAUGGUGAACCAUAGAAUCAUAGAAUAUGCUGAGUUGGAAGGGACUCGUCACG